UUAUGCUACAUUUACCUGGAACAAACUCCCAAAACAAGAGCAAAAUCAAAAUCUCUGGGUGGCGACUAAACGUCGCGGUGGCUCCUCCUCCUGUCGAGCAGCGGACCAAUGAGCAGAGCGGGGCGGCUCUCCGUGUGCUGGAGAAGAAAGACCACUGUAGGCUCAACCGUUAGUCGCCAUUUUGAGGAGUGCGACCUGCAAACACCGGUAGGACGCGGUUGUUAAGCAGCAAGUCUAAAACGUAUUUUUAAGUUUUUGCUGAUAUAAGGAUCAAUGUCUCGAUUUAACAAUAAUCGUGGCGGCCUUGGGAUGAAUAAUUUCCAGCAACGUAGAGGCGGUGGGCCCGGCGGCCCGAUGCGGGGUGGGCUAAUGGGAAACCCGAAUUUCCGGAGCCAUCCUUUUCAAAAUCAAAACCAAAACCGGAGAGGAGCAAACAAUAACUUUAACAGACCGGGAAAUCAGGGUCCACAGCUGGCUCCCCAAAAACCACAACAGAACCAGUCGCUGCCAAUAAUCCCUCCGCCGAGCCCCGGCCCGGCUCUCACAAUGAAAGGCCCGAUGCAGCAGCAGCAGAAGCCGGCAGAACAACAGCCGGAGUCGCAGCAGCAACGGACACCGACAACCCCUAACGUUACACCCCAGCCGAAGAUUCAGUCACCUGCGCCCAAACCCAUCAUGACCUCCCCUCCACCUAACCAGGCAAACAAGAACCAGAACCCGCAGCUCAAGUCACCGGUGGGGAAUGCUAACGGACAGCAGCAGAAGCAGCCUCCACACCCGAAGCCGUCGCCACAGCAAGGCCCUAAGCCGUCGCCACAGCAGGGCCCGAAACCAGGACCACAGCAAGGCCAGAGGACAGGCCCUGCUCAAGGCCAGAGAACAGGGCCACCGAUGAUUCCCCCCAGACAAGAGCGGGAGGUACCGGAUAAUAUGGACAUCGCUGAAGCGGAGUCAGGAGGGAGCCAGCCGAAGCCUUUUAUUGCAACACUGUCCAUGUUGUUGAAACCUGGUGAAAAGUCGUACACACAGCGGUGUCGUCUGUUCAUUGGGAACCUGCCCAACGACAUCACAGAGGAAGAUUUCAAGAAGCUGUUUGCAAAAUAUGGGGAGCCCAGCGAGGUCUUCAUCAACAAAAACAAAGGCUUUGGCUUCAUCCGAUUGGAGUCCCGUGCACUUGCAGAGAUAGCAAAAGCAGAGUUGGAUGACACACCUAUGAAAGGCAGACCCCUGCGUGUCCGAUUUGCUACACACUCUGCAGCUUUGUCUGUGAAGAAUCUGUCACCAUUUGUUUCCAAUGAGCUCCUGGAAGAAGCUUUCUCACAGUUUGGAAUGGUCGAGAGGGCCAUUGUCAUUGUGGAUGACCGUGGGCGAUCCACUGGCAAAGGCAUUGUCGAAUUUGCCUCCAAACCUGCUGCCAGAAAGGCCCUGGAUCGGUGCAACGAGGGGGUAUUCCUGCUCACCACGCAACCCCGGCCUGUUGUGGUUGAGCCUCUGGAGCAGUUUGAUGAUGAAGAUGGUCUUCCAGAGAAAUUGGCCCAGAAAAACCCCAGAUAUCAAGCAGAGCGUGAGGAACCUCCUCGUUUUGCUCGUCCAGGAACUUUCGAAUUCGAAUACUCCAAGCGAUGGAAGUCCCUGGAUGAAAUGGAGAAGCAGCAGAGGCAACAGGUAGAGAAGAACAUGCGUGAGGCUCGUGAGAAGCUGGAGAGUGAGAUGGAGGACGCUUACCAUGAGCACCAGGCCAACCUGCUCCGACAAGAUCUGCUGAGGCGACAGGAGGAACUGCGACGCAUGGAGGAGUUGCACAGUCAGGAGAUGCAGAAGAGGAAAGAGAUGCAGCUCAGACAAGAAGAAGAGCGACGCAGGCGGGAGGAAGAGAUGGUUCGCAAGAGGGAGAUGGAAGAACAGAUGCGCCGCCAGCGUGAGGAAAACUACAGGAUGGGCAACUUCAUGGAUAGGGACAGGGAUAUAAGGAUGACUCCUGGUGGAGCUUUGGGCAUGGGUGAUAUGCCCUUUGGUGGAUCCAACCAGAAGUUCCCCAUGGGUGGACUGGGCUUUGAGGGAAAGCAGGGAAUGGGACCAUCAUCAGGAGGCUUGAUGGGCAACGAAAUGCGCAAUGAGCGCUUCGCCCAGGGUGGUCCUAGGGGAAUGGGUCCUGGUAACCCGGGGUUCGGCAGGGUCCGUGAGGAGUUUGAUGGUCCGUCUAAGAAACCCCGUUUUUAAACGCUGCUCUUUGACACUCCCAGCAGCACCAUUUGUAUAGAUUAUCCAAAACAAACGUGCAUUCAUUUCUUGUAUUUAAGUUUAAAUUGUUGCUACAUUUUAGCUUGACAAUUGACAAUUUUAUGACUAAGUCAAUAUUUUCAUUUUUUACUUUGUGUUGUCAGUAGUAUGGAAAGAGGUCAAUCACAUGUGGUCCGUUAGUUCUUUCUGACCCAUGUAUAAUUUUCUUUUCUAGAUGUAUUAUGCUCUGUGAGUCCCCGUGAAGUGAUAAUUGUAACAUUUUUCUCAACUUUCUAUGGCUGUGUUUUGUGCCAUACAUUUGGAGUCAAAGCAUGUAUUAUAAUAAAGAGACAUUGGUUCUAUCAGGACAAACCUUUAACAUUUAUUCUUAAAAGUUGAAAAGAACAAUUCGUUAGCAAAAAGCAACCAAAUCCUAACAGUUGGUUGUUUGCACAAAUGAAAUGUGGAUAAAACUGCCACAUUAGGUCUUAAUGGCUCUAUGUGUUAUAUCUGCCACAGUCCUGACCUCUUUUAUUCAGUGAUGCGUAUAACACAAUCUAAAUUUGUGUGGCCUGUCUGAAGCAUAUGCUCGCUGCAAAUGUCCCACCUUGUUUUCUUUAUUUUCUUCCCAGCAAAUUCAGAUAACAAGCUGACAUCCAGUAUACGUACUAUUGUCGGUUUAUUAACAAAUAAGUAAGCUGGGACACGGCUAGUGCAAAUGGCACAGACAAAGACUAGUUGGCACUUAAUAUUGUAAUGUAAAGGAAACUUAGUUUAUUGUGUAUUUUUAAAACAAUUUCACUCCACAAGCACUCAGUGGAAAUGGAGUGCUCAACUCUUUGAAACAUAAAACUUUGGCAUCCAGUAAUUUUACAGUCUUGCUUCAGGAGAGCAGAAAUAUUACACAUAGAACCUUUAAGAAAGUGUGUGUGUGUGUGUGUGUGUGCGCGCGCUCAUCACCUACUCGCCUGUCACUCAUACUGUGCACAUUAGUGUGUGUCUUGUGUGCAUGUUUGGAACCAGGGGUUAAUGGCUGUGUUUACAUGCAGGCUAAUAAUAUAAUAGGAUCACCUUGGUCACGCUUAUUAAACUUGUAGAAAAAUCAUCAAUUGUCAUAGAAAAGGUGACCAAAAAAAACUGCACUUCUAGUUAGUGUUGCCUUCGUCGUAGCAUCUGGAUUAUGUUUGAAAUUGUUAUGAAAUUUAUUUAUUACGAAAGCAACCUUUUGACUGUUUUGUAUUUCUCUUAAUGAUGACUUUUUGGACAUCAUUAAGCUUUUAGCCUCAGUUAUGCUUCUAGCAUUGAGAUCAGGAUACAAGGGCCCUUUCACACCUGCCUCAUUUGAUCUAAACCAGAUUUGCAGGUGUGAACCUUUUUGACAAAACGAUGUGGUCUCAGUUCGGGUCCAACCAACCACUGUUCCGUUCUAGUGCAAACAUUCUUUUUGUAUGGGUUCUGUUAAGUUCUGGCAGUCUAUUGCCACAACCAUAAAGUGCAUUGCAGCAAAACUACGCCUGGUAGCACAUGGCGAGAAGAGACAAAGUUAUUAAUUAUGGUUAUUAUAGCUGCAGAGAAAUUAAUGUUAAUUUUUCUCCAUUCAAGCUGCGAUAGAAGGCUACAUGCUGGAUUGACAACAUGUCUGUCAGACGUAUGCCCAUCUACAAACCAAUCAAAAGUAUAGGGAGAUGCAGCUCACUUAUGUGAUGACGACAGGAUGUAGCUAUGUCAUCUAUAUUUUAAUUCAUUUGCAUAAUAGCAAUGGGAAACCAAAACUAACUGGAUCAACUGUACAGUGUAACAAAAAGGCAGACCUUUUAAGGUGUGAAAAUGCCCUAAAAAGCCCCAAUGCAAAAUUACUAGAUGUUGGCAUUGUUUUAGCAGUGUUAAGCAAAUACAAGGCCUAUAACCACAGUCCCCUAAGUGAUAAAAGUGAAAACAGUUUAAACAUGGUAACAGCUUCUUAGUUAGUUGGCACCAAGUUACUAAGUUUGACUGAUCCUUUACAAACCUUUUUUGGGUACAAUAGAGGUCAACAGAGUCUUGAUUGAAGUAUUGACAUGACAUUUUAGGUGUUGACUGUAAUUGUUACACUAUUUGUUGGCAUGAGUAAAUCUGCCUUUAGUGGCAAGAGGCUCAGCUGACAACAUGCAUAGUGGUCAGUUUUGAAAGCAGGAUAACCACCAGAAACUAAAGCUCAAAUAUAGUUAAGUUCCAUCUAUGGAUGAAAAUAUAAUGCCUAGUCUAUUCAUGUCUAUUAAUGAUUUUCACAGAGCUAUGUGAAACUAGUAUAACACAAGUCAGAAAACAUAGCCAGUGUUGCUAUUAGAUAUACAUCCUAAACUUGCACUACUUGUAAUUGUGUGCUGUGACGAUGCAUUCAUUUUUCUGGACCUGUAAGAAGACAAGAAAUCCAGAGAUUCAGUUCUGGCUUUCAGAAUAUCAAGUAAGGUAAACUUCAUCGGUGGCUCUUAUUGGAUUGGAAAAUGGACACACUCUGUUACACCUUUUCGACUUUGUUACUCACAAGACAUGCUGACAUUUCACUGUCGACAGCUUGUAUAUUCCCUUUUAAAUUUUGUCACUACACAGAGGGAAGACGGUUUUAAUUGGCUUCAUAAUCUAAUACCAUUUAACACUGAAUUUCAAUGUGAAUUGGGUUGCACAGAUCCAUUUUCAUGUGGCUGAAAGAAGUUUCCCCGCAUGCUCUGCAGUUUAACUGUGGGUAAUGGACUAACCCUUACUGUUUUACCUCGGUACAGCUAGAAACUGCAGUAUUUAUAUACUUUACCAAAGUUCUGGUUUCGGUCUGUUUUGAGGCUUGACAUCUCACACUGCCUCUUAUUAUUGAGAUUCAACAGUGCCCAAUAACCAGUCCCUUUCUGUAUUUGAGGGGCUGUAGUUGCAUUAAUGUGUGUUGUGACAAUAUUACAAGACGCAGGAGCCCACAAACCGUCUCAAAAGAAAACAGAACACUUAACAACCUUAUUUAUACAGAUGUAGUUAGCUGCCUUCUACCCAGGAUGCAAAGCCUUAAAAUUGGGUACAAUGAAUGCAUAAUGCUUGGUAUUAAUUACCAUGCGAUAAUUUACCAAAUCUCUUGAAUUGUGAUGGCAUGCUACCCCUUGUUAUCAUCUAAACCCAUAAACCCACAGAUUGUACCUAAACUCUGCAAGUUUAUCAAUUGCUAGUCAAGUUGUAUCAUAAUUACCUUAUGAAAGACCCCCGUUAUUAAGUUGUCCUUGCAAAUGAAAUUAAAUAUUUUUGUUCUGCUGUCCACUUUGGCUGCUCCCCAUGAAUCCUGUCAGUACCUCUUUUGAGCUAUUGUAAAAUCACUUGGCAUCAAAUAGACACUGGCUUGCCUCAGCAAGCAUUUGAGUUUUGUGGUAGGAGAUGUGCUGUGUAAGUAUGCUUGCAUUAAUUACAACUUCAAUCUUGACAAGUAUAAUUGUUACCGUGACUGCAUUUUUGUUAUGAAAAUGGAGAAUAUUCUGAGAUGAAGCAUGUGUUUGAAAUCUCAUACUAACGUACCGUACUACUUGCUCAGUCACAAUGUACUGCAUACUGCCUAAUAAAUGAACGAUUAAGUAUGCCAUUAUCUCGUAAGGUUACCUAAAGCAGCGCUUAACUAUUCGGAAUCAAUACGACACAGUAUAUGUAAAUGUUGCGGAAGUUGUCGGCUGCGUUGGCUCCAGUGGUCUCUGGGGCAAGAGGAGACUAAGUUUGACUGACCGGCUGGCUUACUACCUACCUCCACAGGUGCUUCUGGAGUUCUCAACUCUAAAAACAUUGGAGCCUAUUUUCAAUUUACUAUCAGUUUUUGUAAAGCUGCCAAUUUUCAAAAUCCUAUUACCCAAUUUAGUGAUGAAAUAGUAUAGACAAGACAAGCAAGCAAGACAAUUGUAAACAAACUAGUGUGAUCCAAGAACCGUCUGCUAUCACUUCACUAUUGGACAGUCUGAAGAGACGCAAUACAUUUUGGGGCAAUUAUGAGCAGAAAGCUCAUUCUUCCUGCUGCCGAUCUAGUACCUUGCGUACCCAAAAUCCACAUAGCAUGCAGUUUAAACACACAACAUCCAAAGCUUGACGUCAUACUUGGUUGGAUUAACACAUUAGUAUGUGAUUUCAAACACAGAGUUUUUGUUUAUUUUUCCCUGGCACUAGCUUGACUGACAUUCUGCAGACUGUUGAAAGUGUAUUCACAUUACGUGUAGUUGAGUGUCAUUACAACAGUGCAGCUUCUGAUACAUUUUUAUAAUGCUUUAAUUUUUAAGAUAAGUGGCUUCCAGCCUUACCUUUUUAGAGUCACUUGCGUAGUGCUCUUUUGUUGUAACAGUGUUUGUCCGCUGGCUGACUUUGGACAACAUUUGGACCUGUAACUGGAUGACUUCAAUGCGUCCUAUGGGCCUUCUAAUUUGUCAGAUAGCCAAAGACAAAUCACUGGAGUAUGAAAGAGACCAAGAAAUUUAUAAAUUACUUGUAUCAUUCAUUUUGUGCACUGCACUGUAGGGUAAUGCACACUGCACUAGACUUAAAAAUAAAAGAAUUGUUGCUUGGUUAUAAAGUAUCAAGAAAAUCAUCUUUGUGUGGCAUCUGAGAGGACUACAGAUACUUGGAGGAUUUUGGUAACAGAACUGGAUGUCAUGGAGUGUUCACCUGCAAUGUUACGUGUGUUUGUGUUAUGUACAUUUUUUCUUUAACAGGUUUGACCAGCUUUAAAGGUUUUGGACUGUGGAGGAGUAUGUGGCUGUAUAGCGUGGACUCAGGAAUGCUUUAGCAAAUAAACCAAAACUCUGGACUUGUGCAAAUAGCCUCCAUAAGAUUCACACCUGAAAAACAGAGGAUUAAAACAAGGAUGCCAGCAUUAGCAAACACAUUUGGCUUGACACUGUAUAGUAUGGAUACAGUUAAGCAAUGAUGCUGAUCUAGCCUUGUGGCUUUCCUCUUGCAUUAAAAACCCUGUAGAUAAAACAACUAUAUACAUAAAACCCCAAGAUGUUUGACUGACUUGUAAAGUUGCAACUUAAAGGAUCUUGAAAACAUUUUCAAAAUGUAUGGUGUACUCUUAACGUUUAAAAUGCAGAUCCCGAAAUGUCAACAGAAAUUCUCUCUAGAAAGUACUUUUUUAAAAAGGGAUUGGCAUUAUAGAGUUACAAUAAUGUUUAAGUAUAUUGUCAUUAAUUUGAAAAUUUAUCUAAAAUCUUGAACAUGAUGUAGUUGCAUAACUCCUUGCACUUCUGUUGUGGGAAUGGAAGUAUAUGGGAAGGGUAGGUCUAGUCCACAAGACCAGAUUGGGGUUGGUUGGUUAAAUCCUAUGUGUAUAGGUCUCGUUAGAAAAUCUAACUUCGGUCUCCAAUUUACAACCAUUGUGUGUGUGGACCAAUGUUAGUGUGUGUUAAUCUUUCAGAUCACAUCCUUAAACUAAAUAUGAAUGCAACAUUAAACCAGCUUUAUUUACCUCACCCAAUUUCAGCCUUUGGGAUUAUUCCAGAUGUUAUACUUUUUAGAUGGCUUCUACACUGAGUUGUUUUUCUAGAUGAAAUCAUAAUUACAAUAAUUUCAAGAGUAAAAAAAUACCUUUUUUGAUGCUUUAUUCCUUCAGUUCUUUUCUCACUUUAUCAAGAUUAACACAGAAUUUAAUGCAACAACAAACCCCCUUUUGGAUUCACUUAUGUAAAUGAGACUGUCCAUUGACAGAUGUUUAAAUGAAUUUCCUUACUAAAUGUAACCUAAUAGGAAUUUCACACACAGAGAAAAGGUCAAAGUCAAAUAACCUGUUCUUUGGAAUUGGUACAAGUUGGACAAUUGGAUAUUAAAACAUGGGGAUAAAUGAAAGAUGAAAACGCGGCUUACAAAAGUUGCUAAUGUUCUUAGGAAGUAAGUAUUAAAUAAAAUUAGAUGUUUUUAUUAAAACAUGGCUAAUUUAGAGUUUUGCUAGACAUUAUCCUAUACACACUAUCUGAAGAUCCUUCAAAACAGAAUUACAAGUUCUGAUUGACUUGACCGAAGUGUACAUUUUAAAGCUUGUAAUGUAAUGUCUGUGUGUUGGUGUUGUGUACAAUUUGUUUUUCUUUAACAGGUUUGACCAUCUUUAAAGGUGUUGGACUAUGAGAAGGAACUUUCCCUACCAAGAAAUUCAAAGUCUGUAGCUUCGGUUGGAGUGGUUUUGUUAAUGAAAAGUUAUCGUUCUCGAGGGCCAAAUAGCACCUAAUUUUAAGGAAUGUACAUUUAUUGCUGAUCAUGAUAGGUGGUAGCUCUAUAACUUGGACUAUAGCUUGUAACGCUGUAGGAUAGUUUUCAAUAUUUGACCAUUCUUCUUCCAAGUACGCAAGGUUGAACUACCAAGAAACACCAGACUGCCCCUACCGCAGAACACUUGCGUCAAAGCUUUGACACUUAGCGAGUUUAGAGAAAAUCACCAAAGAAAGUGUGAAUUAAUGUUUUCUUCCACUACCGUUAUGCACAUAAUGGUUGCUGGUUUGUCGACAAAUGAUGAUUGAAAUAUAUGGCAUUUAUGUUUUCAUGCAUUAUUUAUUUUAUGUUAUAUAAUAUGUAUUUAUAUUUAAUGUUACAUAGUGAUUUCUUUGCUAUGUUUCCAUUGGAUUGACCCAUUUAGCUUUUAUUGAUAGACUUCGCUUCAGCCAAGCAUAAAAACUUUGCAAUAUUUUGAGAUUUCUUUGAAGAUUUCUCAUAUUUAAGGUGCAUUUCUCCAGUUGCACUUUGAAAAACUUAAGAGGAAAUGCAAAAAUUUUAAAUUGAUGGAUGGUGGAGUGGAUAAGACACAUGUGAGAUACGCGGGUUUGAUUCCCACUGCGACACAUCCAUUAAUGUGUCCCUGAGCAAGACACUUAACCCCUGGUUGCUCCAGAGGUGUGUGAACUCUGACAUAUAUAGAGUCUUGUAAGGCGGUUUGGAUAAAAGUGUCAGCUAAAUAAGUUAAAGUAAUGGAAACCCACCUACAGACCUAUUUGAGGAGCAGUUUACAGUCAAGAUUUCUUAUAGUCAGUCCCCUACAGCCAACACAUUUAGCAUUAGAGCAAACUAUUGAAUCAACAUUCUUAAAGAUAAGUUCUUUGUAAGGAAUUGUGUAACGGUGGCGCCAAAGCACACUUAAAAGACUAUUAAGCAACUAAAAGAGUAAAAACAGGGAUGUCCCUUAUUGCAACAUAUUUGGACUUUGAGUAAAAGUAGUAAAAAAAAUCUUUGACAUUUUCAGAAGAGGGAUAUCCCUCAUCCCUUUGACACAAUAUUUUUAAUAGAGGAGUCAAGAGACUCUAAAGUAACUAUAUUACAGGGUAGGCUUGGACUGUAUUAUGUAUACCCGGGUAUUCAGAAAUCCCAACCGCAUGAAUGAAAGUAUAAUCAAAAAUACAGACUUUACUUUUUCUGUUAAGCUGAUACGGAGAUACUCUAUUGGACCGAUGUAUUGUAGUGUAAACCCUCAGCGUAGGUGCUUGAAACUGCUUGACAUCUACAAUGCUCAACACCCUUAAAUUUUCCAGCAGCUGGUAAACAACACGGGUAUUUUAUCUGCAGCCUUUUAUUUGCUGACAAAUAAACCUACACUGUACAUUUACUGCUAAACUUCACUGGUCACCUGCCGCUCCCCCUCUCUCGCUCAACCACACACUCUCUACGCACACAAAAAGGAGCAACUCUUCUGCGACUACACCUGGUUGGAUAACGCUAAUAAAACCUCUGCCACUGUUUUGGGAGUAGUUUGAGUUUUGUCAAAUCUAUGGGAGAAGGUGCUUACUCCAUCUGUUUUUUUAUGUAUCAACAAGCCCUAAGUAUUUAAAACCAGCAAGACUUGUCUAAGUAGGCUACAUGUUACAAUGAUUUCUAUCACCCAUAUACAUGCCAACCCUCCUGAUUUUCACAGGAGACUCUUGUUUUUUUUUUUUUUUUAUCGCCCUCUCCAGGUGUUGUAAUUCUCCCGAUUUUCCUUUUAAAUUUUAGACUCUAUACAACUCUCCACCCGGACAACUAGCAGGAACCUGAUGCAGAAGAGAACCCCCCCCCCCCCCCACACACACACACACAACACAUUUUGACUUUGCAUUAUUGGAGUAAAAAUAGAAACCAAAACUUUGACACUGAUUUCAAAAGAGAAGUUCUUCGUCAAGAUUUUAUUUAAUCAAAAAAAUUGCUCUCCUCCCAUAUUCAUUUUUCCUUUUUUGUGAAAAUUCCUGACUGUAAAGGAAACUGCACUAGUAGACGUGACCAACCUCCUAUUCACCAACCUACCUGAGGCAGGAAGUCCCGUGCACCUUACGGUUGAAGAGAGGAUGGCGUGUUGUGCCUGUGUGGUUGUGUGUAUGUUUCAUGUCUUUGGGUAAAUGAGAAGUGCGUUAGCUGCUGUCAGCCAGCUUGUCAAAGACAGGCUGCCCCAGUCCACAGUAGAGGCUCUUCUCUGCAGUUGGGUUACAUUGACGAUGAGUAGUUCUGCAGAAGUCAGUGGACAGUAAAGCCUGGACUUGUUUGCACUGCAGCCAGAGGUAUGCUUACACAGAUCAGCUGAACAAGUAAAGGUAAGUGUCCCAUCCAUGUUUAUAAUACAAGAUGCAGAGUUGUCCCAUAACUUGACUCUUCUCUCUGUCCUCUCUCAUACCAUGUCGCUGCUCACAGUGACGUUUACAGGGCUUCUGGCAUCACACUUACAAAGAAUGGCAUCACAGUGCAGAUCUGUUGUUCAAACUUUUUUGUGUGUGGAUGUGGUAAAGCAUUAUUGCCCGUGCAGUGUGUGUGUAUGUGGUACUUUGGCUUCUCUGUAUGUAUGCAUGAAAGGAAAUAUGUAUGGACGGCUGAGUCACUGGUUCAACACUAGAGUUUCUAACCACAGAUGUGUGGAACACAGUGCUGAAACUCAACACACCUGACAUUUUGGGAACACUGGAAGUCAAGAGAGGAGUAUCCUGAUAUGUAUUUUUUUGGCACUGCUUGAAGUAUUUAGCAAAAUGAAGUAUGAACCUAAAGCAUUAGAAAGUCUUGUACAACUGUACAAGAUAUUUCAGUUGUAUACUUGUCAUUCAGCUUGUGCUUACUUUGGUGAUUCUUGCUCUUUCUACACACUUUUUGGCAUAUUUAAAAAGUAAUUAGCAAUGGUAAUAGGCAGGUUGUGUGCAACAAUGUACAAAGUUUAACACAAAGCCCAACUCAUGGGGUUUACUACUGUAAUGCUUUAAGAAGGCUUUUUGGUUAGUUUUAGGGGGAGGGGGGGGUUGUGCUGUGCCUCUUUUACAUUUUACAGUCAAAUAGUGUAGUGUCUGAUCAAAAAACUAAAAAAAAUUAUUUCUGGUUUUUUACCUUUUCAAUAUAUUUGUCGCCAUUUCAGAAGAGCGCCAGCCAAUCUUUGUUUCACAUGAAUUAGUAGUCCUAGUGUGGAUCACAAAUCAUUAGUGAUUCAAACUAUUUAAAUGUUAUAGCACUUUUGUUUAUCAAUGAAUUUUGUAGACAUUGCAUUGACCUUGGUAACAGACAGAGCUGCUCCAUCUGUCAUCACUACUCCUGACUCCCUCUGUCUCCGGUUUUGUCUCUAAAGCUUUAAACAUUAAUCUUUGUGGGACGGGGUUGGGAUGUCUUUGCAGUUGCGAAGUGAAACAUGUCUCAUGCUGUUUGGGUUGCUCUGGGUGGGAUUGUAGAAAAUGAAAAUCCCCUUGUCAGACAUCCUGUUUGUUAAUCAAGUGCAGAUUGCCUGUACUUUGAUCCUUAAAACACAACCAUUGUAACGUUGUUUGUGUAGAUGGAGUUUGGUGUGGAUUAUUUUCUUUCUCUUGAAAAUGCAAAUGUUAAAAUUCAAACUAAUUAUCUUAGAUCAUUUUGAGCAAUUUCUCGUCGCUUUCAAAUAAAUUCUGUAUUGAGUAAAGGACUAUAAACUUGGGGUUUAGUUUGGGCCCUAUGAAAUCUGAAUUUUUCCCAGAUUAUUUUUUCACAAAUUUCCUAUUAUAUGAUUUAAGCACAUUUUGUCAUCAGUGUGUAAUCAUGUGUUGGAUGAAUAAAAUGUCAAUAAUUCUAUAGGAAAAUGCUAUAUAGGAUCAAUGAAUUUGACGUAUGAUGCAAGUACGCCUAUAGAAAUGUGUGUGCAAUGUUAUUCAUUUAUUUCACCCGUACAUACCUGUAAAUUUUCUGUUCUUUUGGCUUACGAGUUGUGAGAAACGCUAUAAUAAUGAUAGGGGAAAAGCAUGAUUGGCAAAUUCAACGAUUGUCCUGUAUUACAGAUUACUAAAUUAUUAAAUUCCGCCCAUAUUUUCUGUAUUGCGGAGUAUAUCACAUUAAGUGUCUCCACUCUGACCACACCCAUUGCUAAUUACAACAGACAACUGCAAUGGUUGCAUGCCGGUGUUCUGAAAAGAACCUACAGUUAGUUAUUGUUUGUCCGCAGACUUUUUUCCAACAAUGUCAGCAGCUGUGACACAGAUUAUGAAUUAAGGUACUUUCAAACGCCAGAUUAUCGUAAUUAAAAAGUCUCACUUUCUUGGAGUCAUAAAAUUGAACAGACAUUUUUAGAUUGUGUGAUUUGCACUAACCCAAGAAUAUCACGUCUUCAAUGUCCAUCACGAUUAAACAUCUAAAAAUCAAAGAAAUAGACACUCCUUAAGACUUCAGAACAAGACUGAGUCACCACGUUAAGUUUUCAUCAGUAUCCAAGUAAUCCCGUGAUAAUUGACUGUACAUCCAUGGGUAUAUUAGGACCUGCUAAAAGCAAAUUCAGCAUACUUUCAUGGCAACAUUGUGCUUCCUGUUUACAUCCCCCAAAGCAUCAAGGUAACUGUAGUUCUAAAAAAUCAUUCUGGUAAAGGGGGGGGGGGGACCACUUAUUUCUUUAAACCAGUCACUAAGCCCAGGAUGCAGCGACCUUGCAAUAUGGUGUGAGAAGAUAGCGGUCUUAUACCUACGGCUGACUUCCUCUGAGCCAGGCUGUUUUUCCCCUCAACAGGGGGCCACAAUAACAAUGCUGUGAUUUAUACUUUUGAACAGUGACUGCUACUUCACAAUAAAUACUGCCUGAAAGAUAUAAAAAAAAAAAAACCCCAAAGGGGCCUGUUUGUGAUGUGACCGAUAAUCGCUUAAUGAAUAAUCAGUGAAAAUAAAUUAAACUUAAAACUUUGAAGAUUGAUCUUAAAUGAUGGUUGGGUUUGUGUGUAAAACAGCAAAUAAUAUAUUAACUUUUAGUUGUUGGGUAUUUGUUAUCAAUGAGUUGUUUUUGAGAAGGAAAAGUGAAUCGUUCUUCUGAGUGAAAUUUUGCGGUAGUGCCGGACUGCUGCUUUCCUCUCCUCUCUCCUGUUGGUACUUCUUAAUACUCAUGGUUUGUCCUUCUUCCUGUUAACUUGUCAUGUCAGUGACCAGCCAGCCAUUUUGAUACAGUACAUCACAACUGGCAUUUUCCUUUUGUUGCUUGUACGCAGGAGUUGUCUUGUAGCUGUAAAAGGGCCGUGGUCCUACCUGGAGUCUAUGGUUCUCACAAGCUCUGAUCAGCCAAUGCCAUGAAUCAAGCCCUGGAGGCUGUCAAAGUAUUUCUCUGCACUGUGAUCCAUUUUCUAACUAAGUACUCAAUCCUGAUUGGCCAAAAUCUUUAGUCUGUCCUGUUUUUAGAGUGUGAUGCCAGAAUAACCCUUUUGGUCUCUAAUGGCCUCUUAUAAAAGGGCACUGCCCAAAAUCUGCAAGACUGACACUGAAAAUGAGCAAGUCUACUUCUGUACAAGGUUAUGGUGCAGCUCCCAGCUCUGUUUGGGGUUCUGCAAUAACACCCCUGAUGUAUCAGUACGAAGUCCAGCUUUGUAACAGUAUUACCUUCCCCCGAGGUUUGCAACAUAUUUGAACGUCGUUGUCAUGAGUUUGUCUCGUCCCCCUCUGCAGUUUGCAAACAAAUGAAUGUACAUUAGGGUGCUGAGAUGCCUCUAACUGUAUAUUAGAUUCAUCACACUUCAUACUUUUCCUCACAUUGACAUACACACUGAGUUAUUUACAUGUAAUGCAUGUUCACAUUCUAAGAUAACCUGAAUUUACAUUGACAACACAUGUUUGGUUUUCUGUUCUCCACAGCCACUGCCCAAACACACACACACUACACAUACAUAGAGAACCACAGGAUGUGUUUUUUGUCGUUAGGAGUGGCAACCUUACAACAGUAGGGGUAUAUAAAACAAUCAAAGUAAUGGUAGGAACCUGCUGACCAGUUCACUGCCAGGCUCUCAUUGUUUGUCUCUCAUCACAGGAGCCUCGACCAGUGGAAGGAGGCUGAGAAUCUACACCGUUAAACCAUGGUAUGAAGACUGAUGAUAAAAUGCCAGAGCUGCAGGAGAACGAGCAACCGCACUGUGGUGACCCCAGGAUGACUUCCAUUUCUCCCACACCUCCCCCGGCUCCUCCCUUGCAGAGCUGCAGGUGUUGAUGCAGUACCAGGAGGUAUCCAGCAGAGGACAAGCAGCCUGCAGUCCAGAGAAGGAGAUGCACUGUUUAGGAUUUUUGCCUUAAACUUUUAAUAAUAAAUAAUAUAAACCUG
Molecule: messenger RNA, 14719 nt
Organism: Micropterus dolomieu (smallmouth bass)
Lineage: Eukaryota; Metazoa; Chordata; Actinopteri; Centrarchiformes; Centrarchidae
Gene: sfpq
Product: splicing factor proline/glutamine-rich
Exons: 12
Coding region: 274-2220 (648 amino acids)
Biological process (GO): regulation of DNA-templated transcription
Cellular component (GO): nucleus
Molecular function (GO): RNA binding
Source: RefSeq, a predicted model, not a curated record